Spodoptera litura is the source of this 3003-nucleotide messenger RNA. It is a transcript of the gene oxt, whose product is annotated as Xylosyltransferase oxt. Gene Ontology annotation, biological process: heparan sulfate proteoglycan biosynthetic process; chondroitin sulfate proteoglycan biosynthetic process. Lineage: Eukaryota; Metazoa; Arthropoda; Insecta; Lepidoptera; Noctuidae. The record is from RefSeq and is a predicted model, not a curated record. Gene Ontology annotation, molecular function: protein xylosyltransferase activity. Gene Ontology annotation, cellular component: membrane.
UGUAUCUGUGAGAACACACAUACGCAUAGACUCACGUAAACUUGUUUAAAAAGCGAAAACAAUUGUUAUCCGAAAGAAAGGUCACUUAUAUUAAUUUAUCAAGAAAAUAAAAAUUAGACAUAAAAUGUAGGUAGACGUUUACCUAAACAGUACAAUAAAUGUUGUCUAGUUAAGAAGUCGCAUAUUAAUGGUGUUUUGAAAAACCUAAACAAAAUGAAACAUCGUUGAAAUGGCGUUUAUAUUUAGAAAAUAUUAUUAUAAGUACACGAAGUGCUUAGUAAUAACUGUAUUAUUAGCAUUUUUUAUACACAUUUUUAUCGCCGUCAGUUUGUUUCCCUCUAUAAAUGAUAAUAUAUCCAUGAAUAAUGGUUAUGUAUCCAGUGCUCGACAGCUAGUGGGUGAAGUUUCCGCAAGAAAGAAUAAUAUUGGGUUUGGUGAUGAUGAAGACCUAUCUUCUAACAACAAAAAUCAUAACAAGCACUCGACAUAUCUUAGGGUUGAAGAACUGGAUUUUAAACCUCCUUGUGAAAUAAAAAGUAAAGAAGCCAUAUCUGCCAUUCAUCGUGCUAAGACACAAAAUUGCAAGCAACAAAUUGUGAAUAAGACAUGUCUUAUUCAAAGUGGAAGUUUCUAUCCUUAUGAAUUACCUAAUUCCUGUCGGCGUGGCCAAAUGACAUAUGGGAAACACCUAGGAUGUUAUGCUGAUCAGAAAAAAUUAAGGUUACUUACGGGUUUCUAUGGCAAUUAUGCCAACACUAAUUCACCAAGUACAUGUUUGGAUAUCUGCAUACAAGCUGGAUUUAUGUAUGCUGGAGUUCAAUAUGCCUCGGAAUGUUUCUGUGGGGAGAAUCUACCUCAAGCUUCUGCUGCUGUGGCUGAUCAUUUGUGUGACAUGAAAUGUCCAGGAAAUGCAACACAGCAUUGUGGAGGCUACUUUACUAUGAACAUAUAUGAAACUGGCUUAUCUAAAUUCACACCAAGAGUACCUGUAACUGCUAGCACUAAAAAUGAGCCCAUUCAAAUUGUGUUCCUAUUGACACUGAAUGGGCGUGCAUUGAGACAGGUUCACAGGCUAAUAAAUGUUUUAUAUAGAAGCAACCAUUAUUUUUACAUACAUGUUGAUAAGAGGCAAGAUUAUUUACACAGGAAACUAUCGCCUUUAGAGCAGUUACCUAAUGUAAAAUUAGCGACGACCAGAUUUUCCACAAUUUGGGGUGGUGCAUCAUUGCUCAAAAUGUUACUUGCAGCUAUGAAAGAUUUUAUGUCGCUGGGAUGGAAGUGGGAUUUUGUUAUCAAUUUAAGUGAAAGCGAUUUUCCCAUAAAAUCGUUGGAAGAAUUAGAAAACUUCUUAUCAGCAAAUAAAGGACUGAAUUUUGUGAAAUCACAUGGUCGAGAAGUUCAGAGGUUUAUUAAAAAACAGGGCCUCGACAAAACUUUUAUUGAAUGUGACACGCAUAUGUGGCGUGUUGGUGAAAGAAAGCUGCCCAGAGGUAUCAUAAUAGAUGGUGGAAGUGACUGGAUUGCUCUCUCUCCAGAAUUUGUAUCAUAUGUUGUUGGAAACCAAGAUCAACUGUUAACUGGAUUGGAUGUUAUAUUUCAACAUACGCUAUUACCGGCAGAGUCGUUUUUUCAUACAGUAUUACGAAAUUCAUAUUUCUGCGAUUCUUAUGUUGACAAUAAUUUGCAUGUAACUAACUGGAAAAGAAAAUUAGGGUGCAAAUGCCAAUAUAAACAUGUGGUCGAUUGGUGUGGGUGUUCGCCUAAUGAUUUUAGAACAGAAGACUGGCCUCGUAUACAAAACACUCAGGACAGACAAUUAUUUUUUGCUCGAAAGUUCGAACCUAUAAUAAAUCAAGAAAUAAUAAAUCGAGUUGAAGAAUACAUAGGUAUAAAAGAUCACUAUUUGAUUCCAAACUUGGAGGCAUAUUGGCAGAGUAUUUAUAAUGUAGAAGAUAUGACAGCUAAUACAGAUGACAUUCUGUUGACCCAUGCUGGUAGCAUUAUAAGACAUAAUGCUAGAAUUCUUCUAGAAGAAGGUUGUAAGAUCGAACCUGACUUAAUCAUUGAGAUAAAUUCUUAUAGUUAUGCAGAUGUUUAUAAAGGAAAUUUAAUAUUACAUAAAGCUAUUGUACAUGAUAACAUAGAAAUAUUAAUAGAGACUUGGUAUAAACCUAAAAAACAUAUAGAAUUAAAUUUUGAGAAUCCUUAUAUGGAUAUUAUCAAGAUAUUUAAAGUAAGUUCUGAUUAUGACCAGAAGGAAACCACAUUCAGAAACCUAGCUGGUAUUUUGGGUCCUCUAUCUGAACCAGUUUUAUUGUAUGAAUUUUCUGCUCAACUAGAUAAGAAAAGUGAAAAUUUAACUUUAAUUUGGUUAGAUCCCACUGGGGCGAUUGGAGACGUUAACAUGAUACAUGUAGACGAGAACAACUUAACAAAUUUUAUAAAACCGAACUUAAAAGCGCCCCUUUUACCGGGAAUCUGGAAAUUAGGUUUAUUUGAACAAAAUAGAAUAAUUGUAGCUACCAAGUUCCUUAUAUCACCCUUAGAAUAUUUUUCUGGCAAAGACUUGUCACAUCAAGAAUCUAGUAUAAUUCAUAGCGGAUCUCAAAAUUCCUACAAAGACUUUUCUAAUAUUAAACCAAAGAAUUUUCUUCCUGACUAUGAGCAGAGCAUAUUAUUACAGAAAAUUUCACAGUCAAAUAUUCAAAGAAUAGACCAAGAUUUAAGAGAAUGGAUAGAUGGACUGAGUUUAGAGUUUUACAAUGUAUUAGGUUCGUGUAUUACAGUCAAUAAUGAAAUCAAAGAUAAAUUACUAUGUGGUCGUCAUAAAUUUGAGAACUGCGUCACAACGCAGUGGAGUUCAUUAACACCUGACCCUAAAGGUACGAUAGGCAAAUUAAAUAAGAAAACUGGACAAAUAGAAAGAGUAUGACAAAAAAUGUUAUAUAGUUUUAUCAAGUUCUAUUGAUACCUACAUAUUAUACAAUGUUAUUUUUCAGUAUA